AUGGCAUUUGGCCUGCUCAGCGGGUUCGCUCGCACUUCUGCCGUCCUCGGUGUUGGCCUCGGCCUUUCCUUCUCCCUGCACCCAUUGUCGCCCUUCCGCGCCUCUCCCAUGCAGUGUCAAUACGCAGCUCCCUACUCACGUCUCGAUACCCAGAACCCCACCGGGUCCGGCUGGACUCUCGACAGCAAUGACCCUGUCAUUGCGAAGCAAGGGAAGACAAGCCCCAGCACGGCGUCGGGGAUUUUGACCGCGUCCAAUAUGCGCCAGGUGAGCCUGGGUAGUGUGCUUGGUCUCGUGGUGGGUGUCGGAUUGCGGGCGUUUUCUCGCUCUCUGGUUGUUUUGCUAGGAAUGGGAAUUGUCUUGGUUGAGUAUGCUGCUUCUAAAGGAUACAACCUUCUUCCGGUCCGGACGAUGCAGAAAUAUUUCAAGAAGGUGGAUCUCCAAAAGGCCAUGACGUCGAAUAUGCCGCUCAAGAUGAGCUUCGGUGCAACAAUGGCUCUGGCUGCGUUUGCACAGUUCUAG
Messenger RNA from Aspergillus clavatus NRRL 1, 522 nucleotides. RefSeq lists its product as uncharacterized. Gene Ontology annotation, cellular component: mitochondrial outer membrane. The record is from RefSeq and is a predicted model, not a curated record. NCBI's taxonomy places the organism in Eukaryota, Fungi, Ascomycota, Eurotiomycetes, Eurotiales, Aspergillaceae. The transcript has 2 exons. Gene Ontology annotation, biological process: autophagy of mitochondrion. The coding region runs from base 1 to 522 and encodes 173 amino acids.